CAGUUGGGACUGAAUAUAAAAAUCAAAAUUUUUUCGACAAAAAAAACAAUUACAUAAUGGAAUCAGUAGAGUUUUUGGAAAGGGGAAAACAAUUGAUGAAUUACAUUAUUGAUUAUUUUGACACAGUUGAUCAAAGAAAAACUUUACCCGAUGUUGAACCCGGCUAUAUGAAAUCAUUGAUACCUGAGGAGGCUCCGCAAAAGGCUGACGAAUGGAAAAAUGUUUUUGGAGACCUUGAAAAGAUUAUCAUGCCUGGGAUAACCCAUUGGCAAUCACCUCAUUUUCACGCAUUUUAUCCAAGUGGUACUUGUUACGCUUCAAUUUUGGCAGAGAUGUUAUCAAACUCGUUAAGUUGUGUAGGUUUUUCUUGGGCGUCCAGUCCUGCCUGCACCGAAUUGGAAUUUGCUAUGAUGGAUUGGUUGGCAAAGAUGCUUCAGUUACCUGAAGAGUUUUUAUCAACUGGAGAAGGAGGUGGAGUCAUUCAAGGAACUGCCAGUGAAUCAACAUUCUUAAUGUUGCUGGCUGCAAGAAGUAAAGCCUUAAGCAAACAUAUUAAUUCUUCGAAAUCUAUAAAAAAACUUGUGGUUUACACAUCUGAUCAAGCUCAUUCAUCAGUUGAAAGAGCUUGUUUAUUGGCCGCCGUUGAAUAUCGAAGUGUUCCAAGUAAUGAAAACGAAGAGAUGACUGGAGAAGCAUUGGAAGAAAUGAUUCAAAAAGAUAUUGACAAUGGUUUAAUUCCAUUCUACGUUGUAGCUACUUUGGGGACAACACCAAGUUGUGCCUUUGAUAGACUACUAGAAGUUGGACCUGUUUGUAAGAAGCAUGAUAUUUGGCUUCAUAUCGACGCCGCGUAUGCUGGAUCAUCUUUCAUUUGUCCUGAAUUUCGACCACUUCUUGAUGGUGUAGAGUUCGCCGACUCGUUCAACUUUAACCCUCAUAAAUGGCUUUUAGUAACAUUCGACUGUUCCACAUUGUGGUUGAAGAAUAAGAAAUAUUUGGUUGAAAGUUUUAAUGUAGAUCGAAUAUAUCUCGAAAGUAAAGAAAAGGAAAAGUUGUUGGAUUAUCGGAAUUGGCAAAUACCUCUAGGAAGACGAUUUCGAUCGCUUAAGAUAUGGUUCGUACUGCGCUUAAUGGGGAUCAACAACCUACAAAGUUAUAUAAGAAAACACGUUGAAUUGGCCAAAGAGUUUGAAAACCUCGUUCGUUCUAGUGAAAAGUUUGAAAUAACUCAUCCAGUAACAAUGGGAAUUGUAUGCUUCCGUUUGAAGGGCGAUGAUCAACUUACAAAGAAUUUACACGAUGCUUUAUAUAAGGACAAAAGAAUAUAUCUAAUAGCAGGAGCUUCAAAAUCAAGAUACUAUUUGAGAUUUGUCGUGUGCUCGCAACGUACAACGUCAGAUGAUAUCAAUUAUGCUUGGAAAGUGAUAAACGAGCUAUCAAUGACAUCACUUAGAGAAAGGCUAUGA
This is a messenger RNA of Dimorphilus gyrociliatus, 1466 nucleotides long. The record is from the annotation of a GenBank genome assembly. Lineage: Eukaryota; Metazoa; Annelida; Polychaeta; Dinophilidae.